AUGGCCUCCUCCGAAGCGGCUGCGGCGGCGCCCCAGGCCCACGAAGUCGUCGUUCUAGGCGGGAACUUCGCUGGUAUUCAAGUUACACACUAUCUCCUCCGACGAAUCUUCCCCCGGCUUGAACGACUAAAGGGAUCCGGAGCGUACCACAUAUACCUCGUCUCACCCAAUUCGCAUUACUUCUUCAAGAUUGCCGCCCCCCGUGCCCUCACCAAACCGGAGGUUAUCAAAAAAAUCUUUAAGCCCAUCGACCAGGCCCUCGGAAAAUACGGCCAAAGUUGUGAUUUCAUUCGGGGCAAAGCAAUCAGCCUAAAUCCAAUGGCGAAAACUGUGACUAUUUGCACAGUACCGAAUGCAACACACAGAGUGUUGAGGUACGAUUCUUUGUUCAUCUGCACAGGGACCACGACCGCAAGUCCUCUCUGGACCCUGCACGAUGAUCACCUAACCACCAGGGCAGAGUUCACGGAGAUGCACAUGCGCUUGCCACAAACGAAUACUCUGCUCAUCGCAGGAGGCGGACCUGUCGGUGUGGAAACCGCGGGCGAGAUUGCAGCUGCAUACCCAACCAUGAAUAUCACGCUCGUUGCCGGAGGGGAUGUACUCCCUAAUUUACCUGAGAGCGUUCGAACGAAGGCGAAAAGCAGGCUCAGGGAAGCUGGUGACGCCUCGACGAGUGCAACUGGGACAGAAGUCACGUUGUCCGAUUGGACACAAAUGACUGUGGACACAUUUAUCGACUGCCGCGGUGCGACGAGGAUCAACAGCGAAUAUUUACCAGCAGUGUGGCUCGACUCCCGUGGCCGUGUCUUCACCCGCGAUAAAUACCUUCGUGUGAGGGGGGAUAAUUCGGCUCCGGCUGAUGGCGUUUAUGCGGUGGGAGACAUCGUGUCCGGCAGCGCGAAUACCGCUCUCGAGUUGGACGCAAUGGUCUUUACAGCAGGGUCCAGUUUCGGGUACGACAUAUCCACGCAGUUAGGAUUCAAGCCAAAGCCGGUCACAACUAACAGUGGGGUGUUGCAAAAGAACGCCGAGUCUCUGAGAAACACCACCACGGUACCAAUUGGUCCGAAUGACGGUGUUGGACUAUUGCUUGGACUCCCACUGCCGUCGUUGGCUGUGAAGAUGAUCAAGGGAAAAUCAUUCAUGACCACACGUGUGGAACCUAUCGUCACAGGGGCGCAGUACUUGAAAAAACGACAGAAACUUGUCAGAGGUAUAAGACGGAUAUUUAAGAUGUAA
Westerdykella ornata is the source of this 1242-nucleotide messenger RNA. RefSeq lists its product as uncharacterized. The record is from RefSeq and is a predicted model, not a curated record. The transcript is spliced from 2 exons. Lineage: Eukaryota; Fungi; Ascomycota; Dothideomycetes; Pleosporales; Sporormiaceae. Gene Ontology annotation, cellular component: cytoplasm. Gene Ontology annotation, molecular function: flavin adenine dinucleotide binding; electron-transferring-flavoprotein dehydrogenase activity. The coding region runs from base 1 to 1242 and encodes 413 amino acids.